Echinococcus granulosus is the source of this 516-nucleotide messenger RNA. RefSeq lists its product as hypothetical. The transcript has 3 exons. The record is from RefSeq and is a predicted model, not a curated record. NCBI's taxonomy places the organism in Eukaryota, Metazoa, Platyhelminthes, Cestoda, Cyclophyllidea, Taeniidae. The coding region runs from base 1 to 516 and encodes 171 amino acids.
AUGGGCAUUUCAUUCAUCGGAUUAGGUGUUUCUUUGGCUGUUAUUGUUAUCAUAGCAGUCGUUAUUUACCUCUGCUGCUGUCGAAAGAGGAAAUCUUCCAGUGCCAGUGAUCGUGUAAUUAAUCCUGCUGGGCAAGGUGUCAGAUCGGAUAAUCUUAUCGCAAACAGGGAUGAUCCGGUAUGUUUCAUAUCGGUAUCUAUUACCAUUAGAAUUUCGUUGCUGAAGAAUGUACUAUUUGUUUUUUACUGCUCAAAUUAUCCCGCUCUUGCAUUUAUUUUUCGUCUACCUGCCUCUAAUAAUUUUUCACUUCCGUUUAAAGUGUUGAAGUCAGUUAUGAUUGUGAGGCCGAGUCAUGAAAGCAUGGUUGACACUGAUGCUUUUGAAACUAGGAAUUAUGCUCAGUCAAAAAACCAACGACGAAAGUGUGUGGAUUUUUUUAAUGGUAAACGUGACCUUCAAAGUGUCUUUUUCACAAUAAAACUUCUGAACAUUUCCAUUCACCAAUUCGCUGCUUAA